Molecule: messenger RNA, 2544 nt
Organism: Amphiprion ocellaris (clown anemonefish)
Lineage: Eukaryota; Metazoa; Chordata; Actinopteri; Pomacentridae
Gene: pyroxd1
Product: pyridine nucleotide-disulphide oxidoreductase domain 1
Exons: 13
Coding region: 231-1736 (501 amino acids)
Molecular function (GO): flavin adenine dinucleotide binding; oxidoreductase activity
Source: RefSeq, a predicted model, not a curated record
CACGGAAGUAGCGCUACGUCAUUUUCAUGUGUGCUAAAACCGGCUGGCUACCACAAGAAACACUUGUGACUGAAACAUAUUUUGGCACUCCAAUCACAAACCAGUUGAGGCUUAAAUAUGUAUAGACGUCGUGUUGCAGCAAAAUGAAGAGUCUGAGGGACAAUUUGUCCACUUUUCGGCGUCUGAAAAUGCUCGGCUAACUCGUGUUAGCUAGUUAGCAUUUGAGAGGAAUGGCAGAGAGACAGGAGAAAACAUUUAAAUUUGUGAUCGUAGGAGGAGGCAUCGCGGGUGUGACAUGUGUUGAGCAGUUAACAUCCCAGAUUCCUUCAGGUGAUGUGGCUCUGAUCACAGCAGGUCCUCACAUCAAGGCAGUGACCAACUAUAAGCAGGUGUCCAAAACCCUGGAAGAGUUUGAUGUGGAGGAGAAACCAUCCAGUGUUCUGGAGGAAAAAUUUCCCAACCUGACUGUCAUCCAUUCUGCUGUCAAAUCACUUCACACAGAAACACAUUCUGUGGAAACCGCAGAUGGUCGGGUUUUUGGUUAUGAGAAGUUGUGUAUCUGCAGUGGUGGCCGACCCAACCUCCUGAUGAAGGAAAACCCUUAUGUGCUGGGGAUUCGAGACACAGACAGUGCCCAGGAGUUUCAGAAGCGUUUAUGUAAAGCAAAGAGAAUUGUUGUUGUUGGAAAUGGAGGGAUUGCUUUGGAAUUAGUGUAUGAGGUGGAGGGCUGUGAAGUAAUCUGGGCUGUGAAGGACAAAGCCAUAGGAAACACCUUCUUUGAUGCCGGAGCUGCACAGUUCCUCAUCCCAUCCCUCGAGGCUGACAAACCAGAGGUAGCUGCUCCCUGCAAGAGGACUCGCUACACUACAGAAGAGCCAGCGCCUGGAGCCUCACAGACCUUCACAGCAGAUAGAAGUUCACGAGGACAUGGUUCUGGUCCUACAGAGCCUGGUAGUGCUCUGGGUCCAGACUGGCAUGAAGGAAUAGCUCUUCGAGGAGCCCAGCAGGUUUCCCGCAGAGUUUCAGUGGAAUACCAGUGCGAAGUGGAAAAGAUCCUCACCUCUGAGGAGCUCCUCAAUUCCCCACAGCAAACACUAAGACCAGAGAGCGUAGGAUCCUGGCCAGUUUACAUCCAGCUGACCAAUGGCAAAACAUUUGGCUGCGAUUUCGUUGUCAGUGCCACCGGUGUCGUGCCAAACACCGAGCCGUUUCUCCAUGGCAACAACUUUUCAGUGGCAAAUGACGGCGGCCUGCAAGUAGACGAUCAUAUGAUGACGUCAGAGCCAGAUGUGUACGCAGCAGGAGACGUUUGCACUGCAUGCUGGAAGCAUAGUCCGCUAUGGCAGCAGAUGCGUCUGUGGACUCAGGCCCGUCAGAUGGGCUGGUACGCUGGCCGCUGUAUGGCAGCAGAGGUUCUAUCAGAACCCAUAGAGCUGGACUUCUGCUUUGAACUCUUCUCCCAUAUCACCAAAUUCUUCAACUACAAGGUGGUCUUGCUGGGAAAGUUUAACGGGCAGGGGCUGGGGCCGGACCAGGAGCUGCUGGUACGCUGCACCAAGGGCCAGGAGUAUGUCAAGGUGGUCGUCAGCGGAGGCAGGAUGGUGGGAGCGGUGCUGAUUGGGGAAACAGAUCUGGAAGAGACUUUUGAAAACCUGAUCCUGAACCAGAUGGAUCUGACGCCGUACGGAGAGGAGCUGCUCAACCCCAACAUCGACAUAGAAGACUACUUCGACUGAGCUUAGACUUUGGAAUAUCACUGCAGGCUGAAGAAUUAUGCAAGGUAGAGGACAGUGACGAGGAAGUCAGACCUGAAGAAUGUCCAAAGAAACAAAUCGUGCAUUCUGUCACGUCUGUGCAACGUGAGAAAUAGAGAUUAUUUUGGCAUUUAGAAAUCAAACAUUUUAUUUUUUUGCUAUUAAAUUAUUUGCAGAACCACAUGUAGUAAAUUGCUGUUUGAAUCAUAUGUUUUAAAAAUUCUUUUUCACUUAGUUGUAAUUUUAAUCUAUCUACAUUUUAGCAGGUUUGACAAACUUGUUAUAUUUUUAAAGAAUCGCCAAAAUUACACCAUUGAUCAGAGCCAGAACCUGGAAAAAUAUAAAGGAUUAAUGUUUUUUUUACUCUCUCACUCUCUCACUCUAACCUUAAAAUCGUGAUAUUUCAUCCAAACCACUUUAUUCUGCGUGUCUUGUUUUAACAAAGCACCAAAAAUAUACUGUUUGCUUUAAGCAGAAUCUACAAAAAACAAAAAAUCCUGUGCUCUUCGGCAGAAAUAUAAAUCUGUUAGUGACUCCACUGCGACCAACAGUCAUGUGACAAAAAUUCAACAACUUUUCGGUUGAACUGCUGCCAGUGUUUGCAGCACAAGGCAAGUACAAGACACAAAUGGAAACAAAUUGAAGUUGUACAUACAUAAAAUAUCUAUAUGUGAAGCCGCCAUUUCCUCCCAGUAUUAGUAACACCUGUGGGAGUUUGAAAAAUGUUGUGCAAUGCUGAUUACAGUUUUUACAAAUAAAUAAAAUAAAAUAAAUUUUGUAAAAUAAAUCA